AUGCUUCACUGCGGCCUCUUCUCUGCCUAUUUGUGGUGUGAAUUCGUGUUAUUCGCCUCCACAACCUUGAUAAUCUUCUUUGGCUACAGUUGGGGAUCGUUGCCACACAGGUAUUUGAAUGCUGUUCGCAAAAUCCAGGAUGCCUUCUAUAAUGUAAGUUUGGUUUUUGUUGAUUUUUGGUUGUUUUUAGGUAAUACUUAUGGUUUCUUAGAUUUUGAAGAGGGUUUUAGGCAGUGCUGUUAAAAACAAAACAAUUUGAAUAAUCAAACAAAACAAUUUUUUGUUCAAAAUGAUUUGAACAAAGAGACAAAACGAUUUUUUAUUUGGCAAAAUUGUUUGAUUUGUUCAAAAUUGUUUGAAAUUCAUUUUCAACAAGAGGUUGUGGACUUCCCUUGUGAGAAAAAGGAGAAAUGGCUGAAGAAUUUUAAUUGUUUAUGUUUUUCGGUUUUUAUGGAUAAUCAAAAAAGUAAAAUUGUUUAAAAUUGUUUGAAAUUCAUUUUCAACAAAAACUGUUUGAAUUUUCGGCGUUGUUUGAGCCGGUUAUUCAAAUUUUUAACAGCACUGGUUUUAGGUAUAAAAAAAUGAAGUUUUUGCUGUUUUGAGUCUUAAGUAUAAAGAGAUAAAGGAUUUUAGGUAACACAACUUGGAGUUUGAUUUAAUUUUAGGCUUAGAAACGAGAUAUUUUCAGUAGUUUAUGUAAAACUUCAGAAAACCGUGUUCUUUAGGUAAUAAAAAGUGACUUCUAUGUCAUAUUGUUGUUCAAUUUUGAAGAUGUUAAACAUAUGAUUGUUAUGACAGAUUUUUAAAAAUAGAUUAAACGAUUAACUAUCAAAAACACAACAUUCUGAGCUGUUUCACGUGUUUUGAUAAAGAGCUCUAACGGAAGUUUUGUCGCAACGAAAAAAUGAAAAUUUCCAUGACAUUUUGAUCUAACUUAUGAUUUUUUAAAUCCUAUGGAAAUUUCCAACGAUAAUUUUACAAGUUGUUACCUAAAAUUGAAGAAAAUUUUUUGUUACCUAAUUUGUUACCUAAACUUUAUGAUAUUGAUAAUUUGUUACCUAAAGGCAUAUUUUGUUACAUAAACUUUUCAAAAAUUUAAUUUUGUUACCUAAAAUUUAAUGUUGUUACUUAAAAUUCAAUUUUAUUACUUAAAAAAUGUCUCAUUACCCAAAUUUGCCACUAAACUUAAUUUUGAAGUUUUAAACUUGUAGGUAUACCCACCAGAACUAUGGGAAAACGAUCCCUGGGACCAGAUGAUCGACACCACGGCUUCGGGGAUUCUGAAGAGAGUCGAGAGCAGACUCAGCGACUUUGAAAUUGUCAAAGACCAUCCCAAUGGCAUGCUCGAUGUUCAGAUGGAGCUCGUCAACUCUGGCAUUCAGUCCAUUAUUAAGGUAGGCUUGGGAAUGGCAUUUUUGGUCUGAAAGUUUAGGGAAAAUGUUGUAGUAGGUCUAAAAUAUCAUCGACCCUUUUUUUCUAAUUAAAGGUAUCAUAAAAUUCUCAUUUCUAAUUAAAAAUGCCAUAAAAUCCUCAUUUCUAAUGCAAAAUGCCAAAAAAUCUGAAAAUACCAUGUCAAUAUGACCGUAUUUCCAGGAUGACGUUAAGAGCAUGUUCGACCUCUCUCCAGACCUCCGACGCUACGAAUUCACUCAAGACAUGUGGAAUCGUAUAACCGACAAACCCCAUCUGAAGGCCCUCUAUGCCACUUCAGUAGCCUUCCGUGUCGGAAUUCUCUUCCCCGUACGUGUCUCCCUCUACCUCACCUCAUUCCUCUACGUCGCCAUUUGCUGUAUAUUGGCAUUACUUGUCAACUUUACUGAUAAACAAAAAACCGCCAUAGCCGUGACGUACUGUCGACUAUACACGGCGGGCACAGGUCUUGUAGCCCGCUACCAUAAUAUCGAGCAUCGACCGUCACGACCAGGCGUAGCUGUCUCCAACCAUCUAUCGCCGAAUGACAUUCAAAUCAUUUGUGCUGAUGUGGACCCGAAUCGAGAGUAUUUGUACAUAGUGACCGGCCAGAAACAUACGGGUAUCAUUUGGGCCAUCGAAAGGUUGGUGGAGCAGCUGUGUCCAUCGAUGUGGUUGGAGAGGACGAACGCUGAGGAGAGGUUGAAGUUUCAACAGGAUGUGCUUAGGGUGGCUAGGGUAGGUCUUUGAAAGAUUUUAUGGUGAAGGAAGGCUUGUUUAUUUAAAUUUACGGCGUUUUGUGGUGAAAAGAAGGGUGGAAUUAGGGUAGGGUGUGUCUUAAAGAUUUGUUGGUGAUAUAGGGGUGGUUUUUUGUUUUCGGUAUUGAUGAGAUGCUUUAGAAUAAAAUUUUUGUUUUAUGGCUUCAGUGGUUGUUUUUCAUCAAGUUUUUGUUUUUUUUUUGUGCUUCAGGGGUGUUUUCGUGAUUUUUUUUGGUUUUUUUUCUCGAAAUUAUUUCUAUAGCUGUGGCAGGUAUACUUAAAACUUUUUAUUUUAAAAAUUUAAAUUAUUAUUAUUGAUAAAUUUAGGUAACAAAAUUAGAUUUUAGCUAACAAAUUUUAAGUUUCAUGAAUUCUACGUAACACGCUUAGAUUUUAGGUUUAACGUUCAGAAACGAGUGUUUCAGAUUGUGAUUUAGGGUUUUUAUUUUCGAUUUGAUUAACAUAAUAUAUUAUAUUAUUUCAGUCGUCAGGACCAGUACUAAUCUUCCCCGAGGGCUAUUGUACAAACAACACAAAGGUAUUACAAUUCAGGAAAGCUGUCUUUGGAGAAAAUGUUCAAAUUCAUCCUGUGGCUUUAAAGUGAGUUUAAUUUUGAUUUUUUGGCCCUUGUUUUUCAAGAUGAAAAAAAAACUUCAAAGAAAUAAAACAAACCUUUUUGACUAUUUUAACAAAGUCUUAAGGUUUGUCAUAAGCUUUUCUAUAAGUUUAACAUAAAAUUUUAAAUUUCCAAAUUCCAGACAAAACGCACGCUACGGCGACGCUUUCUGGUGGGAAGAUAACUUUGGCAAAUACCUCAUCCGUCUACUAACCUCCUGGGCCACAGUCUACGACAUCACCUAUUUACCUGCCCAAACUCGACUCCCCGGUGAAACGGCCGAAGAGUUCGCUUCAAGAGUACAACAACUAAUAGCCGAGGCCAUAGACGUAGACCCAUCACCGUACGACGGCGGCGUCUACUACAAGAAACACAUGCGCGAGAAAUACAAAAAGAUCAUUCAAGAACAGUGUGCCCAGGAACUAGUGGUCAGCUCACGCCGAAACUCACCCGACCCAUACUUGUCAUCAGGGCCGGACGAAAAAGUCAUGUAA
Molecule: messenger RNA, 3278 nt
Organism: Bursaphelenchus okinawaensis
Lineage: Eukaryota; Metazoa; Nematoda; Chromadorea; Rhabditida; Aphelenchoididae
Source: the annotation of a GenBank genome assembly